CCGUCUUCCCUCCCCGGACUCGUUCCCCCACAAUCCCCCGCGCAGGCGAGGGGGUGAUGUCACGUGUGCCGCCCGGCGGCGCAUGCGCGCUGCGGGCUGUUGUUGUGGCGGCGCGGCCCGCGGCUCACCCGGCCGGGAGCGAUGAGCGACAACGAUGACAUCGAGGUGGAGAGCGAUGAGGAACAGCCGAGGUUUCAAUCCGCGGCCGACAAACGGGCUCAUCACAACGCGCUGGAGCGCAAGCGCAGGGACCACAUCAAGGACAGUUUCCACAGCCUGCGGGACUCCGUCCCCUCCCUCCAGGGAGAGAAGCAACAGGCAUCCCGGGCCCAAAUCCUGGACAAAGCCACAGAGUACAUCCAGUACAUGCGCCGGAAAAACCACACGCACCAGCAGGACAUUGACGACCUCAAAAGGCAAAACGCUCUCCUGGAGCAGCAAGUGCGCGCGCUGGAGAAGGCCCGGUCGAGCGCCCAGCUCCAAGCCAACUACCCCGCGACGGACAACAGCCUCUACACCAACCCCAAGGGCAGCGCCAUCUCCGCUUUCGACGGCGGCUCCGACUCCAGCUCCGAUUCGGAACCCGACGAGCCACAGAGCAGGAAGAAGCUGCGCAUGGAGGCCAGUUAGGCCCCCCCGGGGCCUCCCCCGCUGCUCUCGGCCGCCUGUAAGGACUCUCUUCCUUCUCUCGUAGAGGCUCUCGGACUGCAGCUUCCCAGCCCUCCCCGGCCCCUUUCCCCGCUCCAACCCCCACAGCCCCGGGGGAAGCUGGCCAGGCAGGGGCCUCGCAGCACCCAACAGACUUGGGGGGGUCGCACUAUGUCCCCGCCACCCCCCCCCUCCCCAACUAGCGAGCCCCCCUCCCCUCUAUUCUGAUUUUUUAGGAGCAUUUCUAUUUAUACCCGGGGACCACGGCAGUCCUGAGUUGAGGGGUGAGGCUGCACAGGAGCCCAGCAGCCCCCCCUGUGACCCCCUCCCAAAAGGCCAGACCCUGCGGGCAGCUGCAUACCACCCCCCCCAACAAGCCCUGACGGGGGGGUCUCGCUAUUUAUUUUCUGCGUGUGCAAUUCCACCUGCCCCCAGCACCUGCGAGAGCCGGCGGGGGGGCAGCACCCGCACCCCUCCCUCUGCAGCACUGGGCCGGGCUGGGUGGGCUGCGCGUGGGUCCUGCCCCCUCCUCCCUCCCUCCCUCCCUCGCCCCCCGACCCCUCCCCACCUCCGUGGCAUUUUCUGAACUCUAGUGUCCCCUCCCUGCCCCGUAGGUGAUCCCCCCCCUCCCCAUUUUGAUGCCAUUCAUUCCAUGGAUCUAAAGGUAUGUUGUACAUACUGCCCAGAGUUGUCUUGCAAGUUAAGGCUUCCCUUUACUAUAAGACUAUAAAUAAUAAAACAAAAAAAAAGCUUAUUUUAUCCUU
Columba livia (rock pigeon) is the source of this 1412-nucleotide messenger RNA. It is a transcript of the gene MAX, whose product is annotated as MYC associated factor X. Gene Ontology annotation, cellular component: RNA polymerase II transcription regulator complex. Bases 142 to 630 code for a protein of 162 amino acids. The record is from RefSeq and is a predicted model, not a curated record. Gene Ontology annotation, molecular function: DNA-binding transcription factor activity; protein dimerization activity. Lineage: Eukaryota; Metazoa; Chordata; Aves; Columbiformes; Columbidae. The transcript is spliced from 5 exons. Gene Ontology annotation, biological process: positive regulation of transcription by RNA polymerase II.